UUCGGUAGCAUGGGACUUGGAAAGUCACCAUCGAGGCACACCGGGAGAGGGGGGAUGAAUCUAUAGAUGCCCUGGAUAUUGCGGCAGUGUCAGGAGUACCUCUCUUAGCAUUGGUGAUCAGUCUCAGCCCUGCGUCCAUCCCAGGAAACACAUGGGUGCAAGAACGCACAGCCACCCCGCACCUCAUCGUGGCGGGGGAGUCAUCCGUACGGGUCACCGCUCUUGCGUAAACUUAGAACAAAUCUCACAUCAGAACAUCUCAAAGACAACACUUACUGAACCUAGAGAGGUGAUCAUGGCCAGGGCUGGGGGGGCAAGGAAUCGGGGCCAAUACUGUCCCGCAUGGGGGGUUUUUUUUCUGACUGCAGUGUGGCUCAGUCAUACGGAGAGAGGUAAGAUUGGCAUGUUUUGGCAUGUUUUGCCUAGUAAAUCUCGCAGGGCUUGGCAUGAACGGAGAAGAGGGAAACAGUGGGAAACAGUGAAUUCAUGGUGGGGCUCGUCCCCAGCAAUUCACAGGAAGAGCCAGGAAGGCCAGAAGGAUCCGACUGCGCCUGCUCAGCCCUGUAGUGCCGUAGUAGUGCCAGAUCAGCUUAUCAAGUGGCCAAAUCUUCCACUAUAAAAGCCUAAGGUGCCCCUCGUUCCCAUCAUCCGUCUUUCAUCAUACUAUCCCACUUGCCUCCUUCCUCCGACUUACAAGUCAGAUAACAACACUUACAUCACACAUCCAUAUCAAUUUACCCCUCUUCGUCUCUCUCACACACACACACAUACACACAUUAUGUCCGGCUACGAUCAGUACAACCAGGGUCAGGGCGGCUACUACGGCCACCAGCAGGGGCUAUGGACAGC
Messenger RNA from Aspergillus uvarum CBS 121591, 849 nucleotides. RefSeq lists its product as uncharacterized. The transcript is spliced from 2 exons. The record is from RefSeq and is a predicted model, not a curated record. Lineage: Eukaryota; Fungi; Ascomycota; Eurotiomycetes; Eurotiales; Aspergillaceae. The coding region runs from base 152 to 619 and encodes 155 amino acids.